Molecule: messenger RNA, 1496 nt
Organism: Plectropomus leopardus (leopard coralgrouper)
Lineage: Eukaryota; Metazoa; Chordata; Actinopteri; Perciformes; Serranidae
Gene: drg1
Product: developmentally regulated GTP binding protein 1
Molecular function (GO): GTPase activity; GTP binding
Source: RefSeq, a predicted model, not a curated record
GCGACAGCGGGACUUGUGUGGUGUGGACCCGACCCGUGUGCAUGCUAAACAACACCUAACUUUGCCAACUUCAUGUAAAAUCUUCCCAACUUCUGUCGGUAUCGUCGGUUGUACUCAGGAAUCUCCGUCACCAUGAGUAUACUCGCCAAAAUAGCAGAGAUUGAAAAUGAGAUGGCCAGGACGCAGAGGAACAAGGCCACAGCUCACCACUUGGGUCUGCUCAAAGCCCGUCUUGCCAAACUGAGGAGGGAACUCAUCACACCGAAAGGAGGCAGUGGUGGUGCAACAGGAGAAGGUUUUGAUGUUGCCAAAACCGGAGAUGCUCGUAUCGGCUUUGUUGGUUUUCCCUCAGUGGGAAAGUCAACGCUGCUAAGUAACCUUGCAGGUGUGUACUCUGAGGUUGCAGCCUACGAGUUCACCACUCUUACAACAGUACCUGGGGUUAUUCGCUACAAAGGAGCCAAAAUUCAGCUCUUGGAUCUCCCAGGAAUCAUUGAGGGAGCCAAGGAUGGCAAGGGCAGAGGCAGACAGGUCAUCGCAGUGGCACGAACUUGCAACCUAAUCCUGAUAGUGCUUGAUGUGUUGAAGCCUCUUGGUCAUAAGAAGCUAAUAGAACAUGAGCUGGAGGGCUUUGGCAUCCGACUUAACAAGCAACCACCCAACAUCGGCUUCAAGAAGAAGGACAAAGGAGGCAUCAACUUCACAGCUACAUGUGCACAAAGUGAGCUGGAUGCUGAUACUGUUAAGAGUAUCCUGGCAGAGUACAAGAUCCACAACGCCGACAUCACUCUGCGCAGUGACGCCACAGCUGAUGACCUCAUUGAUGUGGUGGAGGGAAAUCGGGUCUACAUCCCGUGCAUUUACGUGCUCAACAAAAUCGAUCAGAUCUCCAUCGAGGAGCUUGAUAUCAUCUACAAGGUGCCCCACUGUGUACCCAUCUCGGCCCACCACCGCUGGAACUUUGAUGACCUGCUGGAGAAGAUGUGGGACUACCUAAGGCUCGUGCGCAUUUACACCAAACCCAAAGGCCAGCUUCCUGAUUACACAUCUCCUGUUGUUCUACCUGACGGACGAACAGCUGUCGAGGAUUUCUGCUUAAAGAUUCACAAAAAUCUUAUCAAGGAACUCAAGUAUGCGCUUGUGUGGGGAUCAUCAGUGAAACACAACCCCCAAAAAGUGGGCAAGGACCACGUACUGGAGGAUGAAGACGUUAUCCAGCUGGUGAAAAAAUAAAAGGAGCUUUGGUCCACUGCAUGGCCCGUGUAUCACAAAGUGUUCUGUACAGCUGCUCAAUAAAUCACCACCAUUUCCAUUAGAGCAUCUCUGUCAUGCGACACCCAGUUUUUGCUGUAAUUUAAAACCAAAAUGACAUGAAUGUAAGUGUCACGUUUAAAAAGAACCCACAGUACUUAACACCAUGAUUAGUUCAUAUUGAAUAUUGGUUAAGGCUUGCAUUAAAAUAUGAAAGGAUCUGUUCAAUAAAAACAUUAAGAAAU